Messenger RNA from Nicotiana tabacum (common tobacco), 748 nucleotides. NCBI's taxonomy places the organism in Eukaryota, Viridiplantae, Streptophyta, Magnoliopsida, Solanales, Solanaceae. The record is from RefSeq and is a predicted model, not a curated record.
CUUUUUAUCUUUUAAAUUAAACUAACGAAAAAAGUCUGUUGGUACAAUGGAAAUUUAAUUAGUUUUAAUUCAUGAUUUUAACUCAUGUGUAGAUAGGGAUCUUCUGUUUGCCACCUUGUGGGGUAAUUCCUCUUCAUAAUCAUCCCGGCAUGACCGUGUUCUGCAAGCUUCUAGCUGGAACCAUGAAUGCCACGUCAUAUGAUUGGGUGCAGAAUCACCAACAGUUUAACCGUUGCGAGCAGCAAUCUGGAAUCCGGCUAGCAAAGGUUCAUUUUGAUGCAGACAUCACUGCACCGUGCGAUGCAUCAGUUCUAUUCCCGGAAUCAGGAGGAAAUUUGCACUGCUUCAAAGCUCUAACACCAUGUAUUCUACUAGAUGUUUUAGGGCCACCAUACUCGGAAUCUGAAGGCCGUCAUUGUACAUACUAUCAAGAUUUCACUUAUGACUGUUUUUCUGGUAUGACAGAAGAUGUUAAAGAAGUGAAGGUGGAAGAAGAUGGCACAAGAUAUGCAUGGCUUAAAGAAAAAAACGAGCAGUUCGUGGUGUUAGGGGGAACAUAUGAGGGUCCUACAAUUCAAAUAUAAAGACCAUAACUUGUGUAUAUAACUCUUCUAAGUAGCCAAUCUUGGACUCCUAUUGGUCUCUUCAGAAUUCUUCGCAUAGCUACAUGAGCAUACAAAGAAAUUUCAGUUGAUAUUUUUCAAAUUAAGUCAUUUCUUCCUCUAUUUAUCAACUCAUCUGUUUGGUA